AUGCAUUCUCAGGAUGAAAUGCUCGCUCAAAUUUUACAUGAUCUAUAUGUUCCACGAGAACUACUUAAUGGUUUACCUGAAGAACAAAAACAAUUACUUUUUUGUAAAAUGCGUGAAGAACAAGUUCGAAGAUAUCAUGAACGAGAAGAAGAAAUAGAAGAAGAAGAUGCAGAAGUAAUAACAAUAACAUCAGGUAGAAAUAUUUAUUUAUUUAAUGAUAAUGAAAUGAUUUCGUUUUUUUUUUUUUGUUAUUAACGAAAACAAAUUGAAGAAAUAUCGAAUAAUAUACAAGAAGCACGUCGUAUAUUUGAAUGUUUAGAAUCAGAGACACGAAGACUUGUUUUGAAUAAAGGAAAUGAAGUCUUACAACAACAACAACAACAACAAUCUUAUUUAUCUACACAAAUUCCUCAAAUUGAUACUGUUGAUGAAAUAUUUUAUCGUGAAAUAGAAGAACGUGCAAAAAAAGCUGAUCGAGAAAGACGUGAAACAGCACGACGUGCACGAGAUAAUUUUCGUCGAAAUUCAUCACAAUUAAAUGUUUGUUUUGAUACAGAUGAUCAGACAACAAUUUUUUUCCAACCAUCACCGUUGAAUUUAUCAAAUAAAACCAAUCAAGAGAGCAAAAAUGUGAAAAAAAUUCCUAUUGAAUUUAUAGAAAAGAAUCUUCCAGUUUCUACAAAUUUAUCUAUUAAUAAUUCAAAAACAGUAACAAUCGAACAAGAACAAUUUCCACUUUCUAUUGUUGAACAUCAUCGAUCUAAACCUUUAUUACCUUUAACACGUGAAGAUAUUCGUCAAUGGUUUUGUAUAAGUGAAAUUCCUUAUGGUACAUUUCGUUCUCCAAAUGGUCACAUAUAUCCAUGGUUUCAUGGAAUUAUUAGUCGAUCUUAUACAGAGCAACUUCUAUGUUCAAAACCAAUUGGUACUUAUUUAAUACGUAUAAAUGAAAAAAUAUUUGGUUAUGCAUUAUCGUAUCGUGGAUCAGAUCAUUGUCGUCAUUUACUUAUUGAAGUUAUUUCAUCACCUAAACGUAAUGAUAAUCGAACACAAAAAUCGCCACCACUACAGCAUGUCUACAGAUUUUUAGGUGGUGCUAAAAAUGAAUUAUUUCCACAAUUAAAUCAACUGAUUGAAAAAUAUAGUAAUAUUCCAAUACGUUUGAAUUCUACCGAUGUUCUUCGUUAUCCAUGUGGUCAAAUAGAUGGUCAAAAGCCAGAUUAUGCUGAUUUAUUUAUUGAAAAUUUUAGUAACAAACAAUAUGAAUCUGUGUAUAUGCCACUGAGAACAACGAAACCAAUAGCUCAAACGAACACACAUUUGUAG
Molecule: messenger RNA, 1326 nt
Organism: Rotaria sp. Silwood2
Lineage: Eukaryota; Metazoa; Rotifera; Eurotatoria; Philodinida; Philodinidae
Source: the annotation of a GenBank genome assembly